Messenger RNA from Manihot esculenta (cassava), 1019 nucleotides. RefSeq lists its product as uncharacterized. The record is from RefSeq and is a predicted model, not a curated record. The transcript has 3 exons. NCBI's taxonomy places the organism in Eukaryota, Viridiplantae, Streptophyta, Magnoliopsida, Malpighiales, Euphorbiaceae. Bases 131 to 703 code for a protein of 190 amino acids.
GUAGUUAUGUGAUGCAUACACACUAAGGAAGAUAAUGCAUGUAAAGCAUGUUUGAGCAAGUAAUCAAAGAUCUUUAAUUAGAAAGUUCGUAAUAGCUAGAGCCUUAGAGAGAAGAAGAAGGAAAAAAACAAUGGAGAUCGAGGAAGUGAGCAGCUGUGAGGCACUGCCUCUUCUCUCCUUGAAUCAUGUUUCUUUGUUGUGCAGAUCAGUGUGGACUUCUAUGAGGUUCUAUGAGGAUGUUCUGGGAUUUGUUCUCACCAAACGACCCUCCUCUUUUAAUUUCAAUGGAGCUUGGUUGUAUAAUUAUGGGAUUGGGAUACAUUUGAUUGAGAACCCAGCCAUCGAUGAAUUUGACCCCAUUGUUGAACCUCGUCCAAUUAAUCCCAAGGAUAAUCACAUCUCCUUCCAGUGUAGUGAUGUUGGACUUGUUAAGAGGAGGCUGCAAGAAAUGGGAAUGAGGUAUGUGACAGCAGUGGUGGAAGAUGAUGGGAACAGGGUGGAUCAGGUUUUCUUUCACGACCCAGAUGGGUACAUGAUCGAAAUCUGCAACUGUGAGAACAUUCCAAUUAUUCCACUCUCCUCCUGCUCAUUCAGGCCCAGAAAUAUGGGAAGCUUCAAAAGGGCAGCGCCCAACAAAUGUGGGUUUAUGGAGAAUGUGAUGAUGGAGAGCUUGAGUAUGGACAUGAUGAACAUUUCUUUCUGAUCAGCUCCAAGAUUUGGAAGGAAAAAGAGGGGAAAAAAAAACAAAAGAAAGAAACUUUCCAUUUUUUUUUCUUCAAUAAAUAUCAAGUUCCCUUAUAUGGUAAUUGGGUCAUCAUCAAGAGUUUGUAUUUGAUCAUGAGGGUGUGUUUAAUAAUAAGAUUGUAAGAAAGAAAUAUGAGUUUGGGGUUUAUGUCUGUUAAAGUACCGUAAAGCCAACAUGUGGCUUUUCAAUUUCUGUGAAAGUGAAAAUAUGCUUGUAUCUACUGUUUAUUCAAGAGAAUAUCUAUAAUUCGUACUGUAUUUAUACUUUGUGGUCA